CUGUCAUCCACAAACACCCACCUCCGACCGAUUCCGAUGGCUUCAAAAUAAUAUUUGUUGCCCAGGUGAUGCCUUGUAAUCCUUAGAUGUUCACUGUCUGAAGACGAAGAGAAUGCAAGUGGCAGAUUUCGUGGUAAGGAUUUCGGGCGCUGGCGAUAUUGACUGCAAAUGAGAGCGAUCGUCAGCACCUUAUGUACGCUCGCAUUGCUCACAACAUCCAACUUGCAUGUCGACUUUUCGCUGCCGGAUCAACCUUAUUAUUACACGGCAUGGUGCCAUCAUGCACGCGGGAGCAGCACGUCUCGCAAGCGUUGACCUCACACCCACUCUACAGCCAUGAUUCCUGGUAUUCAUGUUCGACAAACUGACGGCCAGAACAGUCCAAGAAUGUCUGAUAAUAAUUCUCAGCCGGCAGCCCAACAACCAGGGGAGAAUAUUACAUCCUAUUCUUUGCGUCGACGACGACGUUCAAAUCGUGGGAUGAUGGGUCUCCAGCAUCAGGAACAUAUGGUCCAAGCGAUCCUUUCAACUACGAAUACAAGCUGUCGGAGGACAAGAAAUACGAGGCUGGCUGCUAGGAUCUGGAGAACAUACCUCGAAGAAUGUGGUGCAUUCGAUAUCGAGAUGGUGGAAGGAUGGAAGGAUGGACUAGAUGUUCUGCUCGUCUUUGCUGGUCUUUUCUCAGCCGUUGUUACUACUUUCGUGGUCCAGACCUCCCAGAGCCUUCAGGUUGACAGCAGUAAUGUCGUUGCAUCGCUUCUAUUCGAGCUUGUCAACGUCCAGCGCGCGGUCGCGAAUGGUUCGCCAGUGAACGAUGUUCCUCGAUCUGAGCUUCCCCCCUAUUUGACAUUUAACCCUGCGACAUUCGACUGUUGGGUCAACGAACUGUGGUUCACUAGCCUUUCACUCAGUCUCACCACCGCUUUAUUUUCUUUUUUAACCAAACAGUGGAUUCACUAGUACAUGGCCGUCCCGUCUGGCACCCCCCGAGACAGACGCCGCAUGUAAGUUCCGAUACAUGGGACUACAGCAGUGGCAUGUGGCUUUCAUCAUCGGAAUGCUUACCGUCAUCAUGACAACUUCCCUUGCCGUCUUUCUUAUGGGUUUAAUUCUCUUUCUAGUCCCAUUG
Molecule: messenger RNA, 1129 nt
Organism: Guyanagaster necrorhizus
Lineage: Eukaryota; Fungi; Basidiomycota; Agaricomycetes; Agaricales; Physalacriaceae
Exons: 3
Coding region: 337-960 (207 amino acids)
Source: RefSeq, a predicted model, not a curated record